CCGCUUCCCCUCAGGGCUCCCCGCCCACGAGACGGGAGCCCGCCGCGCAGGGGGAAGCCGGCAGGGCAGAGCGGCGGCAGUGCCCGGCGGAGCAUCAUGCUGGAGUCCAUCUGUGUCACCGAAAAACUUCACUGGCCUAAGACAGAGCUUUCUAGGAAAUCAAUCCUGAGUCUGGAAGUAGGUAAGCUGAACAUUAAUAAUGAAAACAGCCUCCAGCAUCCACCUUCUGGGAUCCUUAAGGACAUUUUCACGACAGGAACCAGUAGCUACAAUGUCCUUCUGCAGAGCAAGGAGGAGAAAAAACACCACACUCAAAAGCAGUCAUCUGCUCACCACAAGAAACACAGGAAAACCUCCAAGUGUUCUGCCACCUUGCGAAGCAACGAGCACCGCAAAGUCAAAGCCCCGCUACCCUUGCUCAGCAGUGGGUGGUACUGCACAAACAGGCAGCCCUCCAUCAUCGUCACUAGCCCAGUGGCUACCGGUGUGAAGUUUACAAACAGUAUUUCGGUUGCAGGGAGCAGCACAGGACUGCCACCUCGACCCAGAAGUAGAACUAAGAGGCAUUUUAAUCUGACAAAGCCAAAGCAAUCCCAGUCCUCGAAAAGCAAGGGAAAAGAAGGCGAUGUGUCUGGCCAAAAACUCUGUUUACUAACUGCAAUCAAGCCCUCCAAUGUGGAGAAAGAGAAGAUUAAAUUCUUCAACUCAGAUUUCACAUACAAUCCUCAGUUUGAAUAUGAAAACCCUGCUCUGCCAAAUGUGUUAGCUAAGCACAGCCAUGCAUCUGACAGAUUUCUUAAGCAGUCCAUUAACAUUAUGGAGCGAACAUUGCAGAAAUAUGGAAGCUAUGAAAAAUUUGAACAGGCCACUGGAGGCAGUUUGCUGACCAAAAGUCGCAUCUGGAAUCGUGUCAGGAAAUACAUGGUGAAAGAAGGCUGUCUUGGUGAGAUUGUGGUCCAUCUCACGGAGGACCUGCUAUCCCGAGCCUCAAUGACAGUGGUGAAUGGCCGCCCCACUCUCACUAUCAAUAUCUCCACUGCACGAGAGCACUGGCUGGAAGGGAUGCUGAGACACGAAAUUGGAACUCAUUAUUUUCGUGGUUUUAACAACAACAGCCAGCCUUGGUGCAACCGGAAUGGACGUAGAAAACAUGGGUUAAAACCAAUCAACCCUACAGAAGAGGGGCUGGCGAGCAUUCACAGUGUGCUGUUCCGCAAAGACCCUUUUCUUUGGAGAGCUGCCCUGCUCUACUACACAGUGUAUCAGGCUAGCCAAAUGUCCUUCAGUCGGCUUUUCCAGGAUGUGGGAAAAUUUGUCAAAGACCCCAAUACUAGGUGGGAUUACUGCGUACGAGCCAAGAGAGGGUGGACUGACACAUCACAACCAGGCUGUUUCAAUAAGGAUCAGGUGUACUUGGAUGGCAUCCUCCGAAUCCUGAGAUACAGGGAGUCCAUUGAUUUCUAUCUUCUGACAGCCCUUGGAAAGAUCUCAUAUGAGGAUGUGGAUCGCCUGAAAGGAUUAGCUGUGAUUGAGAACAUGAGGGUGCCCCACUUUUUGCAAGACCAUGCCCGGUAUAUGGAGCACUUGGAAAAGAUCAUGGAAGUCAAUGAACUGACUGAUGAGGAGCUCCAGGAUCUCAUAAAUUAACAGUAGUAGCCACCUUUCACUUACAUUGAGAGGAUGCAGAACCAAACUUCCCUGACCUUGCAAAAAUGGACUUACAAGGAGUGGGAGGGAAGGGUGGCCAGAAUAUGUGGAAUUCAGGAAAAGCUCCGUUAUGUUCCUUUUGCAUCGUGAUUGUAUACUGAUUAGUUUUUAAAGGGAUUGUGCAUUUUUUUAAAUUUGGCUUAGAAAUUCCUCUGCAGUGAUCUGUCCAAUCAUUUAUUCUGUUUUGUAUGCUAGGUAUAGCGUUUGGUGCUGUCUCUUGUAAUAUACUGUCUUUUCCCACCCAGGUUUAGAGGUGGAAGAAAGGAGAAGGAAGAGAAAUUCCCCUUUAGUUCGCUUGUGUUUGCCUUAUCUUUGGUCAUAGCUUUCACAGUUCAUAGAACAACCUACAGCAGUUCUAUUGCUGCAUUGUUGUCUGCAUAACUUUCCUAUUUAGUCAUCAUUGCAAUGAAAACAGAAAGUUUAAAAACGGUGCACAGAAGCAGGUCUUUGUGCCACAGGAUCAGAGCUCUGUAAUGUUAUAAAACAUUUUGGAGUUUUUUUGGUGAGAGAAUAAGCAUUUUAAA
This is a messenger RNA of Chiroxiphia lanceolata (lance-tailed manakin), 2231 nucleotides long. It is a transcript of the gene MATCAP2, whose product is annotated as KIAA0895 ortholog. The record is from RefSeq and is a predicted model, not a curated record. The transcript has 7 exons. NCBI's taxonomy places the organism in Eukaryota, Metazoa, Chordata, Aves, Passeriformes, Pipridae. Bases 97 to 1647 code for a protein of 516 amino acids.